Herpailurus yagouaroundi (jaguarundi) is the source of this 1844-nucleotide messenger RNA. It is a transcript of the gene CPA4, whose product is annotated as carboxypeptidase A4. Bases 33 to 1298 code for a protein of 421 amino acids. Gene Ontology annotation, molecular function: metallocarboxypeptidase activity; zinc ion binding. Gene Ontology annotation, biological process: proteolysis. The transcript has 11 exons. The record is from RefSeq and is a predicted model, not a curated record. NCBI's taxonomy places the organism in Eukaryota, Metazoa, Chordata, Mammalia, Carnivora, Felidae.
CUCAGUCACUCUAUGACUGACACCCUUGGGACAUGAAGUGGAUACUGUUCCUUGGGGCCCUUAUUGGGCUCAGCUUCUGUGGCCGAGAGAAGUUUUUUGGGGACCAAGUUUUUAGGAUUAACGUCAGAAAUGGAGACGAGAUCAGCAAACUAAGUCAGCUAGUGAACUCAGACAACUUUAAGCUCGACGUUUGGAAAGCUCCUUCCACCUUCAGUCGUCUUGUGGAUGUCCUGGUCCCAUCUGUCAGCCUGCAGCCCGUCAAAUCCUUCCUGAAGUCCCAGGGCUUAGAGUACUCAGUGACAAUCGGAGACCUGCAGGCCCUUUUAGAUCAUGAAGAUGAAGAAAUGCAACACAAUGAAGGGCAAGAGCGAAGCGGUAAUAACUUCAACUAUGGGGCCUACCAUUCCCUGGAGGCGAUUUAUCAUGAGAUGGAUAGCAUUGCUGGAGAUUUUCCUGAUCUGGCGAGCAGAGUGAAGAUUGGGCAUUCAUUUGAAAAUCGGUCCAUGUAUGUACUGAAGUUCGGCCCUGCAGAAGGCGGGCGGCGGCCGGCCGUUUGGCUGAAUGCAGGCAUCCAUUCCCGGGAGUGGAUCUCGGUGGCCACAGCGAUCUGGACUGCGAGGAAGAUUGCAUCUGAUUACGGGAAGGACCCAACCAUCACCUCCAUCUUGGAGAAAAUGGAUAUUUUCUUGUUGCCUGUGGCCAAUCCUGACGGAUAUGUGUACACACAAACUCAAAACCGAUUAUGGAGGAAGACACGGUCCAUAAAUCCUGGAAGCCGUUGCGUUGGUACUGAUCCAAACAGAAAUUGGAAUGCUAGUUUUGCAGGAGAGGGAGCCAGUGACAACCCUUGCUCUGAAAUAUACCACGGACCCCAUGCCAAUUCGGAAGUGGAGGUGAAGUCGGUGGUAGAUUUCAUCCAAGAACAUGGGAAUUUCAAAUGCUUCAUCGACUUGCACAGCUACUCACAGCUGCUGAUGUAUCCGUAUGGAUACACAGUGAAGAAGGCCCCAGAUGCUGAUGAGCUGGACAAGGUGGCAAGGCGUGCGGCCAAAGCUCUGGCUUCCCUGUCGGGCACGACGUACCAAGUGGGUCCUACCUGCACCACUGUCUACCCAGCUAGUGGGAGCAGUGUUGACUGGGCAUACGAUAAUGGCAUCAAGUAUGCGUUCACGUUUGAGUUGAGAGAUACCGGUCACUAUGGCUUCCUCCUACCAGCCAACCAGAUCAUCCCCACUGCCGAGGAGACCUGGUUGGGGCUGAAGACCAUCAUGGAGCAUGUGCGGAACAACCUCUACUAGACGAAGAGCCCCACCCUGACCCUGUCUUCUGUCAUUUAUCCCCGCAUCUGCCUGCCCGCUAAAGCUACUACUAAAGGGAGCUUGUUCUUUCACGCGUGAGUCAGAGCCCUCUGGCUUUGUGGGGCACACAGGGCAGCCCCUCUUCGGCCCUCAUCCUUGAAGCUCGUAUGUUCUGGUGGUGGACCUUAGAGAGGCGCUGCUGCUACCCUGCUGUGUUUUGGUCCUGCUGUUUCACUGGGCCCCUCGUAGGCCCUUCCGUUCAUGUGAUUGUCCGGGUAGGCCACACGUAGGGUCACUCCUUACUGGGUGGCAUGCCUCUACCUCAUUUUUGGAACAAAAAGACAUUGAACGUGGUUCUCUAGCCUUAUCCAAUCUAGCCUAGCUGGUGACCUUGCUCUGCUGGGGCCCCAAGAGAGGCACCAUGGGAGAGACCAUGGCUCGUCUUUGAGAUCAGUCUCUGAGAUGACAUUGAGCUUCCUUUCAUUUAUCUCACUCCUUCUUGAAUAUAUUUGUCUUUGAAAAAUAAAUCUUGUAGGGCUAUCCGUG